UCUUAAUCAAUUUAUUUUUCAAAGAUACCUCGUCUUUUUCUGAAUAGGCUCCACGCUCAAGUCGAUUCAUGACCUGAUGUACAUUUCGGCUGACUGUUUUCUCCGCACGUGGGGCGACUCUGAUUGUCUGUCCCUCUCUUCCAAUGAGCUCACUCAUGCAGUUCUCCAGUCCACUGUUGACUGCACUACGGAAGGGCACAACUUCACACGUCAUAAAGAAGCAGCAACAUUUCUUCUCGAAAGUCUAUGCUAUCUCAUCAGAAUUUUUAUUUUCGCAAUAUUAUUGUACCGUCAAAAUGGCACCUUUUAUCACUCUCGAAGAACACUAUAUUUCUCGCUCGGCGGUCACGAAGGCGGGGGCCGACGAUAUGUAUGCGCUGUUUCCACCCCAUAUCGUCUCCAAGCUCGCAGAUCUCGGAACCGAACGUAUCAAAGAUCUCGAGAAGGGAGAAGUCUCCUUGCAAGUCCUCUCCCAUGGGCCAAUUGAUGCAUCCGCAGAAGUUUGUAUCGGAGCCAAUAAUGAGCUCGCCGCUGCAAUUUCCAAGAAUCCCACUCGCCUGGCCGGAUUCGCACUACUUCCAAUGAUCGACCCGAAGGAAGCGGCAGCUGAACUUGAACGCUGUGUUACCAAACUUGGAUUUCUGGGAGCUUUGGUGGAUAACCAUCUUGAUGGUCAAUUUUACGACGAUGGGCGAUUCUGGCCCAUUUUUGAGAAGGCGGAAGAGUUGGAUGUCCCGAUUUACAUUCAUCCAACUUUCGCUUCAGAUGAGAUGUUGCAGCAUUAUAAGGGAAAUUAUGACGACAAGAUUGCUCUGGCUUUGAGUGCUUUCGGCUGGGGUUGGCAUUCGGAGACUGGAUUACAUAUCCUGAGGCUCUUUUCGAGUGGUCUUUUUGAUCGGUAUCCUAAGCUGAAGAUUGUUAUCGGACACAUGGGUGAAAUGCUUCCUUUCCAACUUGAUCGUUGCGUGUCGGUAUCCGAAAGAUUCAACGCCACAGAGCGGGGUCUUCGCGAAGUCUGGCAGAACAACAUCUGGAUCACGACAUCCGGGAUGUUCACCCUUCCACCGCUUGCUUGCUUAUUGCAGACGACGUCAAUCGAUCAUGUUUUGUACAGUGUCGACUAUCCUUUUUCGCCGAAUGAGAAAGGGAGAGAGUUCAUUGAUGUGAUCAAGACGAGUGGGUUGAUGAGUGAGGAAGACUUUGAGAAGUUUGCGUAUCAGAAUGCGGAGAAGUUGUUAAAAGUGAAAGCUACUCCGUGAAUUCAGAUUGGCGUCUUUUAAAAGGAGGGUUGUAUCGGCGAUAACAGAUGGUUUCUGCGUUCUAGAGCGUUCAUUUUGGAAUAGGAUCUCCUCUUUUUUUUCAAGUACUCAGAAACUAUGGGCCGUUUGAGGGACCGCAUUAUUGAGAAAUUGAGACCUCCUGGUUAUAAGGUUUGCUACAGAGCCUGUAUCUCAGGAUUGCUCCCAAGGAGUUGAUACAUCGAACAUACCUUCCUUGGCACUCGCUUAAACUUCCAAGCCCUUGCUGUUGUCAACAAAAGUCAAAUCGCACCUUCCAUAGCACGAUAGCAAACGCAUUGUCCCAUACGUUCAAAAAAAUAAAUUCAC
Cadophora gregata is the source of this 1607-nucleotide messenger RNA. RefSeq lists its product as uncharacterized. Gene Ontology annotation, cellular component: cytoplasm; cytosol. NCBI's taxonomy places the organism in Eukaryota, Fungi, Ascomycota, Leotiomycetes, Helotiales, Ploettnerulaceae. Gene Ontology annotation, molecular function: hydrolase activity; carboxy-lyase activity. The transcript is spliced from 3 exons. The record is from RefSeq and is a predicted model, not a curated record. Gene Ontology annotation, biological process: secondary metabolic process. Bases 144 to 1259 code for a protein of 371 amino acids.